AUGGUUACCGGUGUGGCGUGGGAUUACUCGGACGAGGAGUGUAGAACCUUCAAUUGCAAUGCAUGUCUCGCUUCCAAAGCGCAUGCCCUCCCAUUCGCUCGCUCCAAGUCGAUUGCCUCGCAGCGCCUCGGCCUGAUCCAUGUCGACCUUGCCCAAAUGCCACACGUUAGCUUCGGUGGUCAUCGCUACAUGCUUGUGAUCGUCGACGACCACACCCGAAAGCACUGGUGCAUCCUCCUUGCCCGCAAGAGCGACACCUUCCCGCGCCUUCGCAAUUGGAUUCUUGAGGUUGAGCGAGCGACCGGCGACAGCGUCAAGACCAUUCGCUCCGACAACGGCGGCGAAUUCACGCUGCGCAGUUUCGUCGAUUUCUGCUGCAGCAAGGGCAUUCGUCGAGAACUCACGAUACCCUACACGCCACAGCAAAACGGACGGGUUGAGCGCCCCAACCGCACCAUCAAGGAGGGCAUCCUUGCCCUUGCCUACUCGGCCGGUGUCGACUCGCGACUCUGGGGUGAAGCGGCCAUGUACUUUGUCCGAUGCAAGAACAUGACACCCCAUGCCGGCGUCAGUGGCGAAAUCCCCGACGCUCGUUGGUAUGGUUACGCACCAGAUGUUUCCUCUCUUCGCACCUUUGGCUGCCGUGCCUGGCAUUGCCUUCCUUCGGCGUCCCGCUCUGCUCUCGACCCUAAGGCCAUGCCUCUCAUCUUCGUUGGCCUCGACGACCAUUCAAAGGCUUACCGCCUGUUCAAUCCGGCGACUCGCAAGGUGCUCCUCAGCCGGAACGUCCUUUUCCAUGAAUCCGAGUUCCCCGCCUCGACACAAAUUCACGCCUCGUUCUCUCCGGCCAAUCCUCUCCCGGAUGUUGUUGCGUUACGCCCUGACCAGGCUGACCUCCCCCAGCCACUGCUCGCUGUCCCCCCCCCCCCGCUCCCCUGCGCCUCGCGCUGAGCAGCUUACCCCCGCGCCUGAUGCCUCUGACCAAGGCUCGCCGGCCCUUGCUCGUAAUGUCCCUGACCAGGAAUUGCCCGCACCCUUCGCCUCUGACCAAGGCAGCGCCCCUGACCAGGGCAGCCCCGACUCGGCACUUUCUACGCCUUGUCCCUCUCCUCGACUCCGGCCCAGCUCCUACGAUUUCUCCGCCCUGUGCCUUGCCCCGGAGUUCUCUGAUGAUGUCGAUGACGCCCUUCACUCGCCUGCGCCUGUGUGCUACCUUGCGGACGCUGCUGCCGCCCUCCUCGAUACUUCUUCCGUCGACCCCGCGGAGCUCGUUGCGCCUGUGCGCGACCCUCCCCACUGGCGUGCUGCCAUGGCCUCGCCCCAGGCGGACGAGUGGCGUCUUGCGGCUCGUGAUGAAUUUGACUCACUCUCUCGCGAUUUCUCCGCUUUCACGCCCAUCGACCAAUGACUUGUCCCCGACGACGCCAAAAUCAUUGGCUCUCGCUUCGUCUUUCGCACCAAACGCGACCAGUUCGAGAAGAUCAAGUCUUACAAAGGCCGCCUUGUCGCCCGCCGCGAUUCCCAGCGAUCUGGUAUCGAUUUCGACGAGACUUUUGCGCCCGUUGCCAAGUUCACUUCGAUCCGUGCUCUGCUGGCCCUGUCUGCUGCCCGAGGCUAUCACGUUCACCAGGCCGACAUCGACAAAGCGUACCUUCAUGGAAAGCUCGACAAGCCUUUGUACAUGCGUGUCCCCGAGGGCAUUGCCCUGCCCGGUAAAGUUCUCCAAUUGCACCGUUCCCUCUACGGCUUACGCCAGGCUGGUCGCAUCUGGAACGACGAAAUUGACUCUACCCUCCUUGGGUUGGGUUACGUCGCCACUGAGUCCGACCAUUGCGUCUACAUCAAAACCGUUGGGGACGUGCACCACUACAUCGCGCUUUACGUCGACGACCUCCUCAUGAUUGGCCCCUCCCUACCCGAAAUUGAGCGUACCCUCCAGGGCCUUGAACGAUGUUACGGUGUCAAGCGCCUUGGUGAAGCGGAAUACGUCCUUGGCAUCCAGAUCCGGCGUUCCUCCGACGGCUCGAUCACGCUAAGCCAGGAGCAGUACCUCAAGGACAUCCUCGCUCGUUUUGGCAUGUCGAACGCCCACCCGGUUGCCACCCCGAUGAAAUCCGACCUCCACCUUGAGAUUGAGAUCAACCCUGCCCCGUUUGCGGACCGCACCCGCUAUCUUCAGGCCAUUGGCUCGCUCAUGUACGCAUCCACUGGCACUCGCCCCGAUCUGGCCUAUGCUGUCGGUUACUUGGCUCGAUUCUCCCAGUCUCCAUCCGAAGCUGCCUGGGGUGCUGUCAAGCACGCUUUCCGUUACCUCGCUGGAACGCUCUCGCACGGCCUGCGCUAUUCCCGCGGCGACCCUGCUCCCGUGAUUGGCUACUCUGAUUGCAACUGGGGUGCCUGUGUGCUCUCCUCCAAGUCGACCAUGGGCUACGCGUUCCUCUAUGCCGGUGGCGCCAUCUCGUGGUCCUCGCGCCUCCAGUCUCGCGUGGCAGACUCCACUUGCGACGCCGAAUACCUGGCUCUCUCGCAUGCCGGCAAGGAAGCCAUUUUCCUGCGUCAACUGUUUGGUGAGCUGGGUCUCCCCUCUUCUGCUCCGACUCUAGUACUUGGCGACAAUCAAGGCGCCAACACCCUCACUAAGAACCCGGUUUUCCACGCCCGCACCCGCCACAUCCGACUUCGUGAGCACUUUGUUCGCGACAUGGUCGCCCUUGGUGAUAUCGCGGUCCAGUACAUCAACACGGCCGACAUGACCGCCGACAUCUUCACCAAGGCUCUAGCCCGCGACCUCUUUGCGCGUCACCGCGGCCGCCUUGGCAUCUGUCCUCCCUGA
This is a messenger RNA of Microbotryum saponariae, 2833 nucleotides long. Lineage: Eukaryota; Fungi; Basidiomycota; Microbotryomycetes; Microbotryales; Microbotryaceae. The record is from the annotation of a GenBank genome assembly.